Folsomia candida is the source of this 3081-nucleotide messenger RNA. RefSeq lists its product as uncharacterized. The transcript has 11 exons. NCBI's taxonomy places the organism in Eukaryota, Metazoa, Arthropoda, Collembola, Entomobryomorpha, Isotomidae. Bases 187 to 2865 code for a protein of 892 amino acids. The record is from RefSeq and is a predicted model, not a curated record.
GGCGCGAUCAGCCGUUAAAAAAAGCCGCGAUUCAUACUCGCUCGCGCUUAAUUCAUCAGGAAAGUUUUUUGCGAGCUUGGAUAAUUUGGAAAAAUUAGUGAAUUACAAAAUAAAUAAUUGAUAAAAAUUAUAGUGCCUUAUGUGUGAAAUGCAAGUUGUAAUUUCACAUCAUCAUUAUUUGUAAAGAUGUCUGGUCAUGCUGAUCACCAUUCGGAUGAUAAGUAUGAAAAAGGAAGAAAACGUGACAUUUCGCCAUCCGCUUCACAAUCGUCUGGAUUAGAGUGGGACUCUUCGGCGGACGUGUUGACCUUCGCUCGUCACGUGGGGGUUGGGCCUGCUUCUGGUCUUGAUACAGGGGUUCAAACGACAGAUUUGGCACAUGAGGUUGACCCGAACUUGGCUGGACCUUCGACUGGACCGAGGAGGAUUGUAAGGUCUCGUUCAUAUGAAUACCCGACUGAGACUCGUCAUGAUGAGCAUCUUAGUCAACAACAUAAAUUAAGUCUUGGAGAAUUGGCCCAACGACCGUUAGCAUUGGUACACAACUGGGUGAGGAAUCGCUAUUUGGAUCCGGAUUCUAGUGAUGCAAAUUUAUUGGAAACUAUGGUCAGUGGAUUUACAUCUCGUCGACAGUUUAUUGAGGCAGUGCAACCUGAAAGGCCGGUGUCGACGACUUCCACAAUUGUGUCUACGAUUAUUCCACCACCAAAUUCGAGACCAGACUCUCAAAAAUCAAGUUCUGGACAUUCAAGUUUGCCAAAUGAUUUGAAACGAUUGGACGCUGAAAUUGGCAUAAGCAGUGAGGAACAUGUGAAUAGGACACAUUCCAAUGAAGCGGUUGGUACAAAGUCUCGAGAAGUAAUUCCACCCCGGUCACAAUCCAUGUCAAAGCUUGAACUUGGAUUAUAUGAUUCGACUACGGCUCCUACCGUUAGUUCACGCGGAUCUGGUCUCUCGCGAUACACCUUAUCCGAUUUUUCCACAGAGAUGGAUCGUAUUCGACAAAGCCAAAAAGAUUCAAGCGGAAUGGGAAUGAAGGGAAGUGGAAUAUCUGAUUGGUUGGAAGUUGGAAUGACGAAGUCGGAGAAGGAAUUCAAGAAAAAGAAAGAUAAAAACGACAGCGAUCGUUCUUCAUCCAUGAUAUUUGUUGAAGUUAAACAUGAUUUCGACACUAAAAACAAGAGUGGACGUUACGAGGACCUUUCUGUUCGAAAUAUUGGGGUUCAGACUAGUACUAUUGGAAAGGAUUCCUCUGAUGAAAUCCGUGGUUCUACGCUUUCGGGAUGCUCAAGUAUUUAUCAUUCCACUCCCGCUGGCUAUCGUCAGGCGAAUUUUGCGAAAAACUCUAAGGAUGAAAAAGUGGAUAAAAAACAAAAGAGCAGUGGAUUGAGGAGCCAGCCAGUUGUACCGUUUGCAGCUGCCUCAAGAAAAAGUUCUCACAAACAUCAUCAUGCUCAUCAUAGCAGAAAUCAUGAUACAGAAAUCAGCUCACUUAUCGAGUCCAGACAUGAAGAUGUACAGAAAACGGGUACGAGUUCAAGUGACUUAAGUCCGCCCUGUUUUUUACUCGAUAAGCUAGUAAAGACCCAGACAUCCCAGCUUAAGAAAAAGGAUGUUGCAGAUGCGAUUGAAAUUCAUAGAGAUUAUCAUGUGAAAAAAGUUCGCCAUGAACUCAGACAACUUGAAAAAUUAAACCAAUUACUGGGUCGAUAUUUUAGCGAACGCCAGCGUCAGAAAAAGAAACAACGUUAUUCUUCAUCAGAAACCGAAGCCCAGACCACUCCUUACGAGGACACUCCACAUUCUAGCCUUGGAAAAAGUCGUGGUAGUCCUCGAAAAAAUGUUCGAGUCGAUUCUGACAAGCAGAAAAGUUCUUCCCGUAGUUCACCAAAGAAUCCUAUGAGCGAGCCCAGUUUAACCGGAAUAAGCGACUUGUUGAAAGACAUAAAGCAAAGUUCUUCCCAAGGACGAAGAGAUUCAGUGGAGAAGAAACUAGAUGAGCUAAUGGACGCGUUUUCAUUUAUUGCGGGGAUGCUAAUAGAAAAAGAUGAUAAGAAGAACGUUUCUACAAAGGAGGGCAAAAAGGAAACGAAAAAACCUUGCACUCAAACAAAACCGAAGGAAAAUAAACAACCGCCUUGCGAGCCUCCGAAACCUCCAGUUGCCUACUUUAUUCCAUUUACCAAUUGCCAGGGUCAAUAUGUAUUUCGAAAGGAGGAUAUCGACUUCACCGGUGGAGGUGGUCGAAAACCAGAAAAACCUGUCGUCAACACUGAGAGUAGAACCGUGAGUCGGCAACAACGACCACAAAGGGACACUGCUGCUGGAGGAAGCAGAGAUGAAGAAGAGGAAGAAAAUGGUUCAGGAUCUUGGGAAGAUGCAAAUGAGGACAUUGAAAAUAGAGAUCCAGCCGAUGCAGAAAUUCCUUAUGUAAACCAACGCCCUGCUGCCAAACCUACCUUUACUCUCCAAGAUGCUUUUGAGCGUCGAUGUCCGAACUUUCUAUCGCGCCUUCGAGAAAGAGAAGCAGUACUGGCACGGAUAAAGUCUGAAAGGGAACUUCGCGCAGAAAAAAAGCGAGAGUGGAUUCGCUUGUAUGGAAAAACUAACAGGGACUUGGAGGAUCUUGAUUCGAUGCUUCCACCAAAAGGUCCAAGGCUUAUGACCACGAAAGAGAUGCGAGAGAUUACAAAGCGACAUUACAAAAAUCUGCCAGAAGUUCAAGACAAAGUUAUCCAAAAGAGAGCGCUGGAAGAAAAGAAAACCAACCGAAUUAUGUCUCAAGUUUUUGCGCAGCAACUGCAAAAAGGCGUGUUGAAUGGAGAAGUAAAUUUUAUCCACUCACGGAGUUUGCUUCGUCGAUGAACAAUUCUUGCUAUUUAAAUGAAUUACGUGCAACUUUAUGAUAUUCGAAAAAUCAAAGGGUUGGGUCCAUCUGGAUUGUAAGCAUGAAGAAGGAGCCGCCCUGAAUAAAAUUAUUAACAAAAUUAUGUUCGCUAUUUAAAAAAAUUCUACACACCCGACAAAUGAACUAGAAAAUUAUUUAAUUAAUGUCUUACACAUCCGAACCUCUCCAUCCCA